UUGGUUGGACGCUGUUGUAUCAGGAAGUGUCAAACAUCCAAUGACAAGCGGAUUCUUGUUGCCACUGCGCUGAUCCACCGAAAUGUGGUUUAUCGAGCAGAAAAGUGAGUUAACUUUUGCAGAUUUUGUACAUUCAAAAUAGACUAUUAUUCACAAUGAAUUAUUCACGGACUAUGAAGUGAGAACUGUAUUGGUAGGUGAGGGUAAGCACAUAGCUGCCUAGAAGUUAGCAGCCUACUCUUCCCUUCUCCAGGACAAAUUGAGCGCACAAGGUGCCUCUGUUCUCGACCUCACUCUCUCCCGGACCUGACAGUUUGAAUAACUCGGUCGGAUUGACAUUUGCUACUGGCAGUAAAAUGGACUGGCUGUACCCACGAUUUCACAAGGAGUCCCUAGCUCAAACUCUCUGUCGUUUGGGAUUGUUCGUGAUCUGUAUGGGAAUGGUGUUGACCAUGUCCAUGUAUCCCAUGCUGAGGGCCCUGUGUGUCCAGCUCCAUUCUACCUUCAUGGGGAGCUACGUACCUGGACACCACUCUGUCCUCCUCAUCAACUGCCCCAAUGAACAGGCAGCCAAGGACAUAGGCAGAGCCCUUAUGGAGAGGAGGAUGGCAGCAUGCAUCAAUAUUCUGCCCAGGACUUCUACGAUGUAUUACUGGAAAGGAGAGAUUCAAGAUGCGACGGAAAUUCUGAUGUUUGUGAAGACGAGGACCUCGCAGAUCCAGAGGGUCACAGACUUUGUCAAGUCUGUCCAUCCCUAUGAGACUCCAGAGGUGCUGAGUUUUCCAGUUGAGGACGGGAGCCUGCCAUAUAUGAAAUGGAUGGACGAGGCCGUUCCUGACGACUGACGAAUCAGGGAGCAUAAUUUCCCCAAUGGUCUGUGAUCUUAUUGGAUGUGAAUCUCCAAUCGGUUAAUUAACAGGAGAGUUAGGCCACAGGGAUUGGCUGGGAACCAGGAAGCUUUGGAUUCGAUCGAGGGCUCUAAAGUUUAACUCAUGCUUUUGAACUCUCAAUCCACAGAUGAUAACUGUUUAGCUCCCACCAGAGGGGUAUACAGUGCCUUGCAAAAGUUUUCAUCCCCCUUAGCGUUUUUCCUAUUUUGUUGCAUUACAACCUGUAAUUUAAACUGAUUUUUAUUUGGAUUUCAU
This is a messenger RNA of Salvelinus namaycush (lake trout), 1145 nucleotides long. Its product is annotated as protein CutA homolog. NCBI's taxonomy places the organism in Eukaryota, Metazoa, Chordata, Actinopteri, Salmoniformes, Salmonidae. The record is from RefSeq and is a predicted model, not a curated record. Gene Ontology annotation, biological process: response to metal ion. The transcript is spliced from 6 exons. Bases 357 to 845 code for a protein of 162 amino acids. Gene Ontology annotation, molecular function: copper ion binding.